CAUGGGCAAGACUUGCUUUCUGUGCAAGAGCAGUGUGGACGAUGAGUUGCUGUUCGGAAGAUUUUACUCCAAAUGGAAGCUUACCGUACAUUACUACUGCCUGCUCCUUUCCUCGAACCUGGUGCAAAGAGGCAGCAAUGAUACGGUGGGAAUUUUUGGGUUUUUAGAAUCGGACAUCCGGAAGGAAAACGAACGGACGAAAAAAUGCCGCUGUUACAUCUGCAAGAACAUGCACGCAAACGUAUCGUGCUGCUCGAAGAAAUGUUUACGAACGUUUCACACGGUGUGCGGCAUCACGAACGGUUGUCUGUCCCACUAUACGGACACAUACCAGUCGUGGUGUGCCGAGCACGUGCCACUCGAGCCGGAUACUGAUCCUCAUUCGCCCGAAGAUGCCUGCUCGAUCUGUUACGACGAGAUGGGCCAGUACGAUCUGAUAACUUCGAUCAAGGCACCCUGCUGCCGGAACGGGUGGUUCCACCAGCGGUGUCUGGCGCAGUACGCUGAAUCAGCCGGAUAUUUCUUCAAGUGUCCGCUGUGCAAAAAUGAGGAAAAAUUCGUGGCAGAGGUUCCCCUGCGUGGUGUGUUUGUACCUGAGCGUGAUGCCGCCUGGGAGCUGGAACCGAACGCGUUUCAGGAGCAGCUGCUUCGGCCAACGGUAUGCGAUGCGGAAGACUGUAAAUGUCAGGCCGGGCGCACCUUAGACGAUCGUCAAUGGCCGCUGGUGAUUUGUGGUUCGUGUGGAUCAACAUGCCGGCACCGGCAAUGUAUGGACCAGACAGCCGAAGGAGGGUCACAAAUCUACCUGUGCCAGCUCUGUCGGCCGAUUGUCGGUGAACACGUAUCAAUGCUCAUUGGGGACACUAGUGAUGAUAGUAGCGAUGAUGACACCAGCUCCACAUCCACCUCCGUGUCACUCCCUGGAACGUUUCGGAACAAGCGUAUGAGCAAAGUCUCGGGUUCGGGUGAGUCGGGUGUACAUUGUUCGAGCAGUGACGAACCGCUGAUCAAUAUUCGACGAAAGGGACAUUCUUCUGCAAGACGCAUAUCGGAUGAUUCGGAAGAUAGUGACCGGUCGGACGGUAGUUCCAUUCAAAUCCGACGUUUUGUCCGCCAAAACACGGGAAAGCGUGUGCGUCGUUUAUUGUCGGAUGGAUCGGACGAAGGUAAACGAACGGCAGCUACGUACGAUUCUACCGAUACACUUCCGACGCACAUUCAAUCCGGUUCGCCUGCAAGGCCAGAGACGGAUAACGUAAGCUCAGACUCGUCCGAGCGCAUUGAGCUUCAUGCUAGGAUAACGCGGCAGCUGACCAGACGGUUGUCAUCGCUAAGCGAUUCAAGCAAACGAUCGACAAGCGUAAGCACCAACAGUAGCGAAAGACUGGAAUGCUCGUCCAAAUGCAGGCCCAGGAUUGCUUCAUCAGCCGAUGAAUCGGAGGAAAAGCAACCGGAAGGCGAAAAAAAAGCUUCCGAUGGAGAAGAAGGGCUAUCCACCACCGGACAACAAUGCACAAAAUCAACAUCAUCAUCAGCUUCACCGUCAACUUCAUCAGCUGCCCGGAGGCUCUCCUACUGUUCGUCGAAAGACUCCAAUAAACGGUCGGAUGACACGGAGGAUUAUCAGCAACUGGGUAAGAAACGCGUACGAAAAUCUUUCCAACUACGAAUCAGACCACUAAACGACAAGCGAUCGAACGCUGGUGAGGGAUCGGUUCCUUCCGAAUCAGCGUCGGAAUGGGAUGAAAAUUUCGACCCUCCACCAAAGCAAGACAAGGUUGAAAAAGCUAACCAGUCCGAAAGCAGGCGUCCAAGACACCCGUCCAGCAGCACUGCACCCACAGAACGUUCCACCAGCGAAAGCAGCAUAGAACUGAAGCCGAAUAAACCGAAACGAACCAGAAUUUCUGCACGCACUGUAAGUUCUGAAAAACGAACGGAGGAAGCUGCUGCUGCUGGCGCCGAACUUGAUUGUGUCCCUCAAAAUAAACGACGUCGACUUACACGCGAACGGCGAAACAAUCAGCACGAGGUGGUAAAACAAUUGCAAGAGCCACCACCAAUCAGCCCACCAAGUACGCCCUCAUCGCUUUCCUCGGAAGCAUCACAGCAAUCCGUGACAAGCGAUCGGAGAGAAUCUGCGCCCAAGAAAAACCUGACUCACUGUUCCCGCACACCCGAAACACAGCAGAAACGAGAGCAGCAAUCAAUGUUACAGUUCAUCACUGUUUCGUCAGCUGAAAAGGAGGAAGCAGUUGUUGCUUCAGAAAAUAAUCUAUCACAGGAUGAGGUGGAGAGCGUUUCACCCUUUGGCAAAGGUAACAAAGGUAGUAGUAAAAAUGGCUCGAAUAGUAGAAAGCGGACAGAAGCUGUUGUACCGCCGAAACGAAGGCGAACACACGCACCGAAGAAAAAAUCGUCCAGCUCACCAGCAACGACCCAAAGCGCCGGCAAGAAACAAUCGCCACCGGCACCGACAUCGAAUAAAGCGACGGUUCAACACAGGGCCACCGUGGUGCACCACAAGGAUAAAGGACAGAAGAACAUACUGAAUUAUUUUAACCGCUGUUAA
This is a messenger RNA of Anopheles maculipalpis, 2572 nucleotides long. RefSeq names its product dentin sialophosphoprotein-like. Gene Ontology annotation, cellular component: nucleus. The record is from RefSeq and is a predicted model, not a curated record. The coding region runs from base 2 to 2572 and encodes 856 amino acids. Lineage: Eukaryota; Metazoa; Arthropoda; Insecta; Diptera; Culicidae. The transcript has 3 exons.